AUGGAGGAAGAACGGCGAAUUCUGUUCGGGAAAUACGAGAUGGGAAGGCUUCUAGGCAAAGGAACCUUCGCGAAAGUCUAUUACGGCAAGGAGAUCGUCGGCGGCGAGAGCGAGAGCGUCGCCAUCAAAGUCAUCAACAAGGAUCAAGUAAUGAAGCGGCCAGGGAUGAUGGAUCAAAUCAAGCGCGAGAUUUCAAUCAUGAAGCUCGUUCGUCAUCCCAACAUCGUCGAAUUGAAAGAGGUCAUGGCUACAAAGACGAAGAUCUUCUUCGUCAUGGAGUUCGUUAGAGGCGGCGAGCUUUUCGCUAAGGUCGCUAAAGGUAAGCUCCACGAGGACGCCGCUCGUAAAUAUUUCCAGCAAUUGAUCUCCGCCGUCGAUUUCUGCCAUAGCAGAGGCGUUUCUCAUCGCGAUCUGAAACCGGAGAACCUCCUUCUCGACGAGAACGGGGAUCUGAAAAUCUCCGAUUUCGGAUUGUCGGCGUUGCCGGAGCAGAUUCUCCAGGACGGAUUGCUUCACACCCAGUGUGGAACGCCGGCUUACGUGGCGCCGGAGGUUCUCAGGAAGAAGGGAUACGACGGUGCGAAGGCGGAUAUCUGGUCGUGCGGCGUCGUUUUGUACGUGCUUCUCGCCGGAUGUUUGCCGUUUCAGGACGAGAAUCUGAUGAACAUGUACCGGAAGAUUUUCAGGGCGGAUUUUGAAUUC
Microthlaspi erraticum is the source of this 702-nucleotide messenger RNA. The record is from the annotation of a GenBank genome assembly. NCBI's taxonomy places the organism in Eukaryota, Viridiplantae, Streptophyta, Magnoliopsida, Brassicales, Brassicaceae.